UGGAUCCUCUACCAUUAUGCUCCACCUCAGAAUUCACCAUGACGACAAGCGCUACGAGUGUGACAAAUGUGACGAAUGUGGGAAAACCUUCAUACGUCACGAUCACCUGACCAAACAUCAGAAAAUACACUCUGGUGAGAAAGCGCACCAAUGUGAAGAAUGUGGCAAGUGCUUCAGGCGGCAUGAUCAUCUGACGGUCCACUACAAAAGCAUUCAUUUGGGAGAGAAAGUUUGGCAGAAGUAUAAAACCGCUGUGCAUCAGUGUGAGGUUUGCAAGAAAGAAUUUAAAGGAAAGUCCAGUCUAGAAAUGCACUUCAGGACCCACUCAGGUGAGAAACCCCACAAAUGUCCUGAGUGCAACCAGACAUUUCGGAUCAAGAAGACCUUGACAAAGCACAUGGUGAUUCACUCAGACGCUCGUCCUUUUAACUGCCCCCACUGCAGCGCCACCUUUAAAAGAAAAGACAAGCUCAAGUACCACGUUGACCACGUGCACAGCACCCGGUUUACUGAGCAGCCCCUCGGCACACUCAGCGAGGACAAAAUAGUCUCCAUUCCCUUUGAGGAACCCUCUAAGGCAUACCGCGCUGAACCUAAGUCAGCCCUCCAGAGCACCCCUCCUCCUACGAAUGUCUGCGUGCCCGUCACUUUAGUUCCUGUCCAGAUGGCAGGAGGAGCGCAGGGUGACAUGAACGCUCACAGGGCCUCGUCUCUGUCCUCCCAAACUCACAGCGUUGUGAGCAUGCAGGCUGAAGGACAGCAGCAGAGCUCUGGCUACCAGGCCGCUGCAGACCUGGCAUUCUUAGAGAAGUACACCCUGACCCCCCAGCCUGCCAACAUUGUCCACCCUGUGAGGUCCGAUCAGAUGCUGGACCCCCGAGAGCAGUCCUACCUGGGCACGCUGCUGGGACUGGAUUCAGCUUCCUCUGUGCAGAACAUCUCUAACUCUGAUCACACACACUGAUGCUCCCCAGCCAAAAACUGGGCCUUUAAGGCACAGUCCGACAAACUUAACAUUUAAUAUGAAGAACGGAAGCUACAGUACUCAGUAUCCACCCCGACAUGUCACCCCUACGUAAAAUGAUUACAUUUAAGACAAAAACGACACAACUGCACUUGAUUCAUUUAGACUUGGGUGCGGAACGGGACCUCUUUGAUGUUUAGCCUGAUCUCACAAAUUCA
Messenger RNA from Siniperca chuatsi (mandarin fish), 1182 nucleotides. RefSeq names its product zinc finger and BTB domain-containing protein 41-like. Lineage: Eukaryota; Metazoa; Chordata; Actinopteri; Centrarchiformes; Sinipercidae. The record is from RefSeq and is a predicted model, not a curated record. The transcript is spliced from 5 exons. The coding region runs from base 17 to 964 and encodes 315 amino acids.